GCCGGACCGAUGCGCUCGACAGGUGGCGCCGUUGCCGAGAGAAUAAGGAAAAAUAAUGAGUGACUAAGUAUAGGGAGCUUGAAGAGAAAGGUCUGUCAAGAUGUCGGAGAGCGGUGGUAUAUCAGAUGGUACCGGGAAGGUCCUGACGCUCGAGGACCUUAUUGCGACCAUUGACCGGCAUGAGAGGACUCCCAGCAAUGUCCCUAAGGUUGACACCUUUCACUUCGAUGGAGAAAGAGUCUCAAACUGGCUGGAUCGGGUAGAACAAGCAAUGAUGGGGCUAUCGGAUGCAGUGAAGUUCCAGCGGAUCAUGAGAUAUGUGCUUUAUGGGCACAAUCAAGAGGUGCAGAGGGUGGUCAACGACGCCCACGACGAUUGGGCCAGGUUCAGGGAGGGAAUGCAAAGGAAGUACAGGCUGGGCGAUGACCUACUAACCACGGGGGACCUGGAAGCAAUGAACAAGGAUAACUUCACUACGAUAGGGGCCUUCGUACAAGAAUUUAAGAAGAGGGCAAGGAAGGUCCACAGGAUCUCUGAGGAGACACAGUGUGCCAUCUUUCUGGGACUACUUACUGCGUCGGAGGCCCAUGAGUUGACAGGUCGUGGAGGAGGGACCCCUAAGCUCCGUGAUGGAUUCAAGGGGAGGUUGUCGCGGCGCCUGGUGCCCAACGUCCAUCUGGGUACGAUCCUGCCCAAGGAGGCAGAGUGGGCAGAGUCGGGCACGAAGAUGGAUUGGAAGUGUGUGGCCUGCGGCACACUAGAUUUGGUAGUGAAGGGCUUCAAGUGUACAGCGAUGGUGGACACAGGGGCGGACAUGAAUAUCAUCCGGGAGGCGGAUGCCAUCAGGAAUACGGGGCCGAAGAGCAUAAAGAACCGGCCCAAUCCAGGGUCUUUCACGAUCGAAGAGUCGGAGGGCGAGCGCCGGAGGCUCCGGGCGGAGACAAAAGAGGAAGAGAGGAUUGAAGCAUUCUCCCUUAGCUUGUCGGACGUGGGGAAGGCCAUGGAUAUGGUGGCCGCACAUGAGAUGGCAUAUCCUGAUGCCAUCCAGGUAUUGAGGGAGCAGGUCCUGGAAUGCCCUGAGAUUGAAGCUGAUAUAUCGUCUUCCGGAUGGGGGCGGCUCAAGCAGGGUUCCCAAAGGCGGUACAAGACGGUAGAUCAGAAGUGCCGCCCAGUCCCCGUCCUCGUUACUGAGGACGAGGAGGUGUACUAUGAACGAGAGCGGGGGUUGAUACGGCGGAUGAAGGAGAAAGCCUCAGCAGGGCCAUGCCGCAUCAAUGAAGGGAACGAGGAGCAGUUGAUCAUAUUAGAGUCCGACUUCCUGUUGCCUCAGGAACGAGCCUUGAUGGUGGAGCUAAUGAAGAAGAGGCGUUGCGCCUAUGAGUUCAGCGACGAGGAGCGUGGCAGAGUGGAUGUGGACAAGAUAUCUAUGAUCCGCAUCCAUACCGUGCCGCACGAACCGUGGAAUCUAAGAGGGGCGCGAUAUCCUAAUCCUCACGAGGAAAAGAAGGUGGUGAAUUACCUCGACGACAAGAUACGGACGCAUGUCGCCGAUUACUCGAGUGGGCCGUACACGUCCCCGUGGUCUGACUUUACGAAGACAGCCAUGCCAAGAGGAGGGAAGGGGCCACGGCCGCCACGAAGGCCAUUGGGGACAUCAGGAGAAUAUGAGCAGCAUGGGCCUAGCCAUCGAGAGGGUACUCCGAUGUACGAUAAUGGGGACAUAGAGCUAUUCCUAGACAGUUUCUGGGAGCAUGCGAGGCGUAUAGGCUGGACCGUGGCCCAGGCGAUUGAGAGAUUGAGGGGAGCCGGCAGGUUCGAGGAGCCAUUGCCAGGAUCCGUAGGGAGGCGACGACGAGGCUGGAGGUGGAGGAGAGAAGAGGAGUCGGAGCCUGAGGAUGAGGAGCGAAGGACGUAUCCUGAGUGUGGGCUGGGACCGGUGGAGUUCCGUCAUUUCACCGAGGGUGGAUUGAGGAGGUCGCCAGUGCGCACACAGGAGGAGGCGCCAGCAUCUCUGGGGUCGCUGAGGGAGUUGGAGGCGCAUCUCGACGUCUCUCGAUGGGGAACGUCGCCUCGAGGCGAGGAGCGUGGGAGACAGGCAGAGGAGGUGCCACGAGAGGAGAUACCACGAGAGGAGGUCCGAGAUACUCAGCGAGAGAGAGGGUUGGGCGAUGAGGGGAGACGUGCAGGGAAGGAAGUGAUAAAGGUUGGAGAGGACACGCCCCCUCAGACGCCAGCGGUGGGUUUGAGACUCGGGGAUGCACCAGGGAGCACUCGCCAGGCAGAAGAGGGGUUGCAGAGAGAGGAGGCCCCAUUGCCCUCAUCAGAACAGGCUCCUUCGCCAGAGAGGGGAGCAGAAAGAAGGAGAGAGAUUGUUGUUGUAAGGAGAGAAUCCUUGGCUCUGAUUGACAGACACCUAGCAUCUCAUGCCCUGGAGCACCCGGACCUGGAGGAGCCAGCACCUGCAGAGCCUCGCCAGGAGCCGUGCCAGCCUGAGAGAGAGGUGGAGGCAGAGAUCCCGAAGAGGGUCAACCAUCGCACGAGGGAGAGGGCACCAGCUGGCCAGACAGCAGAGGAAAAGAGGGCGAAAAGAAGCAGGAGAAUAAAAGAGAUAUGGCAAGAGAGGCAGAGAUUGGGGGCAGCGGGGCACUUCCGGAGCAGCAGCAGGGCAGCAGGGGCACUCCCAGGUCAGCCACCCAGCGAGCCAGCUAAGGCCCCGCAAAUCCCAGAGAUGUGGAGAGACUUCUGGGAACAAAGAGGAGAGGAGCUUCCUUCGCCAACCAGAGCCGGGUUUGGGGUAACAAGGAAGGCGGAAGAAAGGUUGGAUCGCAAAAUCAAGUUCCUGGCCAAGACAACUUUUGACCGACACUUGUUAUUGAAGAGCGAUCUGGCGGGGAAGAAGACAAAGGAAGAAGGUCAUGGAGUACGCCUGGAGGCUAUGGAGGUGGAAAUCCAGGAGCUCCUGAGGCAGGGGUUGCCUGGGCAGCCAUCUGCAGCAGAGCCUCGCCAGGAGCCACCUAUGGGGAGAGUUAUCCUGGAGCCAGAGGAGGCGAGAGCCCAGAGGGAGGCAGAGAGAGAGGCCUUCGAGUUCAGAGCCCCUACUGAACUCGCGACACUACCUAUAGUAGCGGCGGGCCCAGUCAUGCCAUUGGCAGUUGAGGAGGGGCUACCGCCAUCCAGCAGUGAGCCAGCUCAGGGCUCAUCAGAGGGGUCCAUGGACGUGCUCCUUGAAGCAGUGCAUACUAUGCAGGAGGAGGCGAGUUUGUUUUCACGUGAGCAGAGGAUAGAGGAGCCUCUUGAGAGAGAGAUGGGGAUUGGGACAGAGGGUGUCAUCGAGGGCAGGCCGCAGAGAUUGGACACACCUGAGUAUGGGCCAGAGGGGAUUGAGGAUCGACCAGGGCCGAGUACCCAGGAGAGGGAGACAGGUGAACAGCCUUUGGACAUGCCUCAGAGUCAUGAGCUGAGCAGGGAGGCCAGCGAAGCACCGUCGCCAGGAUCUCAAAGGGAGAAGAAGAGAUCAAGGAAAUGGUUUGAUACAUCCUGCUUCUUCUGUACAAAAGAGGGUCAUCGAGCCUUGCAAUGUCCUAAAUUCCUAAAGGACAAGGCUGAUGGGAAAGUUACAGAGGAGGGUGGCAGGAUGUAUGAUAGACAGGGCAAGAGAGUGGAGAGAUCGGCAGAUGGGGGUAGAGCUCAACUGUAUAGGUAAAACCAGGAGGAGAUGAGUGAGUAGGACUGGUUUGCCUAUAUGAUUG
Messenger RNA from Chara braunii, 3749 nucleotides. The record is from the annotation of a GenBank genome assembly. Lineage: Eukaryota; Viridiplantae; Streptophyta; Charophyceae; Charales; Characeae.